AUGUUGGAUCUUUGGUCAGAAUUUUCCUCCUCAGGUGAUGAAGCAUUGAAAAUCACUAGUUUAGAGGAGGAAACAGAAGUUAGGAUUCAUGGAAAAUUUCCGAGGACAAGGCAUGUGAUAUUGGAGUUUCAAUCUUUGGAAUGGGUGGCAUCGGUAAAGUUACUCUUCAUUGUCUAG
Molecule: messenger RNA, 177 nt
Organism: Prunus armeniaca (apricot)
Lineage: Eukaryota; Viridiplantae; Streptophyta; Magnoliopsida; Rosales; Rosaceae
Source: the annotation of a GenBank genome assembly